Messenger RNA from Dioscorea cayenensis subsp. rotundata (Guinea yam), 1432 nucleotides. RefSeq lists its product as uncharacterized. NCBI's taxonomy places the organism in Eukaryota, Viridiplantae, Streptophyta, Magnoliopsida, Dioscoreales, Dioscoreaceae. Bases 121 to 1149 code for a protein of 342 amino acids. The transcript has 10 exons. The record is from RefSeq and is a predicted model, not a curated record.
UAUCCUCACCCCCAUUUUUCAUAACUCUACGCCUCCCUUCCUAAUCCCAGAGUGCAUUUCACAUCCCCCUAAUUUUCUCCGCAAAACCCUCGUCCUCGGCAUCCUCCUCGAUCCCCGGAGAUGGCCGGCGCCGGGAGCUACGGCAAUGCCGGAGGUGGUGCCGACUUCCACCUCCCCGACGAAAUCCUCUCCGUGAUCCCCACCGACCCCUACGAGCAACUUGACCUCGCCCGCAAGAUCACGUCAAUGGCCAUCGCGUCCCGAGUCUCGAGGCUUGAGUCGGAGACUGGAAGGCUUCGCCAGAAGGUCGCUGAGAAGGAUCGCUCCAUUGCUGAGCUCCAGGAUAGGCUCUCGCAUCUCGAGCACGUUUUUCAGGAUGCCGAUGCUCGGCUCCAGUCCGUUCUCGAAGAGAAUAUUAAGCUGUCCAAGGAGCGGGAUUCACUAGCUCUGACUUCGAAGAAAUUGGCAAGAGAUUUGGCGAAGUUGGAGACAUUUAAAAGACAUUUGAUGCAAUCACUGAAUGAAGAUAACCCAUCUCUAGCAGAAACAAUUGAUAUUCAGACUUAUGAUCAGUCAAUUCCUAAAGACCCUUGGAAAGAUGAGUGUUCCAUUGGUCGUGCUUCAUCAGACGUUGUUAGUGGAUCUACAGAUAUGGGGAGCAUGAAUCAAGAUGGAUCGAGACUUGUCACUCAGAAAUCUUCAAUCAGUCCAUACAUCACUCCUCGUCUGACCCCGUCAGCUACACCAAAGAUAACAUCCUCUGGUGCAUCUCCAAGAACAUAUUCUACUGCAGGUUCACCAAAAAUGACAUCAGGUGUUACAUCACCUACAAAACCACGAUAUGAUGGGCACACUGCAUUGACACCAUGGUACCCACAGAGCGAGCGGUCAUCUGCAGCUAGUUCUCCUCCUCGUGGGCGCUCUUUACCAGGCCGAACACCUCGUAUAGAUGGAAAGGAGUUCUUCCGCCAAGCUAGGAGUCGGCUCUCAUAUGAACAAUUUGGAGCAUUCUUGGCUAACAUCAAGGAGCUUAAUGCUCACAAGCAGUCCCGAGAGGAAACUUUGAGAAAAGCAGAAGAGAUUUUUGGUACAGAUUGCAAGGAUCUUUACGUAUCAUUUCAGGGCUUGCUCAACCGCAGCCUGCCGUAGCUCACUUUUUAUAUGGGAAAGAUGUCUGUGUUGACACCAGGUGAAACAGAAACUGAAUGUCACACACGUAAUGCAUUUUCCUCCAAUUACGCAUUGGAUCAGAAGUAGAAGAGAAGAUGCUGUUGAAGCUUGACUGUGGGGAAUUUUUAGAUCCCUGUGUGGAUGGUUUUGAAUGGUUUCCAUCUGCAUUUGGAUGAAAUGGUGUUAAUUUUUGAAUGAGAAAACCCAGUUACUGCAACCAGGACAAUUUUAUUUUGUUUUAAUGAUAUUUUUGUGUUGUUCA